UAUCGGCAUUUGUUGCACGGCAAACGCAAACUAUAGGUGAACUUUUAAAAUCUUUUAGCUAAAAUUCAAAAAGGCUUGAAACUUUAUUUUUAAAAAUGAAACUUUUCAUCAUUGGCACUCUAAUAGCUUUUGUUGCAGGAAGACAAUAUGUAAGAGAUGAAGUUGGAUGCAAUAUACAAGAGGAUCCAUUAUAUCCGGCAUGCAAAACAAAAGUUAUGUCGAUACAAGCAAGUUGGCGAGAAAAUCCGGAUUAUAAAAAAAACGGAGUUGAUGGAUCUGUAUGUUCAAUUAUAAACUACUUGAGUAAGGUGGAAAGAUUUUGCCCUUGUGCUGUACCAAACAAUUCUUUAUACCCAAAUUGCCUAAAUAAAGUUAAAUGGAUGAAAGCGAACUGGAAAGCAGAUCCUUCUUACAAAAACAAAGGAGUUGAUGGAUCUGUGUGUUCAAUACUUAGCUACUUGAGUAAGGCUGAAAAAUGGUGUCCGUUAUAAAAUGGAGAACUAAAAGAAACGUUAUUUUUAAAGCGUAUUUUUCAUUGCUAUUCACUCGAAAGAUAACCUAUAUAUUUUUGCACUUACAUACAUUGUUUUUUGUUUGAUUUAUUUUUAUGAAUAAUGAGAAAUUACAUUUUUAAUUUUACUCUUUAUGAAAAAACUUUAUAAAAUUAAAUUUCUUUCUUUAUAUUGUUAAAAGUGAACUUGUUAAGUUGUUUAAUUUGAUCUCUAAAGUUAUGAUUAAUAAGUUGUUUUAAUGUAA
Hydra vulgaris (swiftwater hydra) is the source of this 756-nucleotide messenger RNA. RefSeq lists its product as uncharacterized. Gene Ontology annotation, molecular function: alpha-1,6-mannosylglycoprotein 6-beta-N-acetylglucosaminyltransferase activity. Gene Ontology annotation, biological process: protein N-linked glycosylation. NCBI's taxonomy places the organism in Eukaryota, Metazoa, Cnidaria, Hydrozoa, Anthoathecata, Hydridae. The record is from RefSeq and is a predicted model, not a curated record. Gene Ontology annotation, cellular component: Golgi apparatus.